CAGGCGUUUUGGAACUUGUUUGGAUCUCUGUGGGACAGUGGCCUUCCAGAACCAGACACUGCUCGAUUAAGUCUGAUUCAUGUCCGAAUCAUUCUGACCGAACCGGUUCAACUGAUUCACUGAAAAGAUCCAACUUAAAAGAAUCACCGCCAGAGUUCAAAUCCCCAUCGCUUCUGAGAGAGCAUAAACAUGGCCACGAGGAAAUAUUUCCGCAGAUCAAUUGAGGAAAGAAAGCGUAUACUCGAGAAAUAUGACCAGCUUCCUCCAAUGUCCCAAAGAGCUGCAGCGUGUCUGCUAAACAUCUCAGGGCCGCUGCUUUGCAUCUGGCUCCGGAAAAGGAAUAUUAAAAAUACCAAGUCUAAGACGCCUCGUGUAACGUUAGAAGCUGCACUCUGGAGGUGGAUCGAUACUUCUCGUGAGAACGGAAUUGCAGUAGAUGAUUCAACGAUUCGUAAAAAAGCGACUCUGGUGGCUACAGAAAUGGGCCUCUGUCAUUUCAGUGCGAGCACAGAAUGGUUGGCACGCUUCAAAACACGGGAGACGGUAAUACGAAAGAUGUUCCAGGUCGACCGAAAAACGGGAGACGCACCAAAAGAGCCCAAAUCCGGUAACGAUAACAAAGCGGCGGAGCCUAAAAGCAACCUUACAGCCAAAAAGACGCAUCGAAUCGAAGCUGCACUGUGGCGAUGGAUCGAUCAUUCUCGUGAGAGCGGCAUCAGCGUAGAUGAAUCGACGAUUCGUUCAAAAGCGGCUCGGUUGGCCAGGACUGUGGGUUUCCGUAACUUCAGAGCGAACACCGAGUGGUUCAGCCGCUUUAAAACACGAGAAGGAAUCGUACGAGCGAUGUUCCGGAUCGGCCGAAAUAAUCGAUCUUCUGAUAAUAAGACGGUGGCACAAUCGGUUCCAAGGAUGGAUUUCACAUCUACAGAGACGCGACAGCUUGAAGCCGCGCUUUGGAGAUGGAUCGAUCAUUCUCGAGAGAACGGGAUUAUUACAGAUCAGAUGAUUCGUUCAGAAGCGACUCGGUUGGCUAGGAUGAUGGGCUUCGGUAGCUUUCGCGCAAGCGCAGACUGGCUCAACCGAUUUAAAACCCGUGAGAAAGUUGUACGAGAGACGUUCCAGUUCGAACAGUGUUCAGAAAGUCCUCAAAGCGACCAAACCGAGGACAGAAGUGCGUCUGAUCAAGUUACCCAACAAUCUGACGACGAGAGCAUAACGGACCAGUCUAGCGAUGAACGCGACGAACUAACGGAUCUGGACGUCCCGAAACUCGACCCGGUGGUGGUCACGGCUGAGCUCAACGGUGACUUACACACGGCCACUGUACCCUCACUGUGGCAAAUGAAGGAGGCUAUGAAAACACUGGCUACCGGGUUACUGUACAGAGGAUUCUGCGACUUUAAACUUCUUCAUCAAUUUGAAAAGGAGGUUAACACUGUUUUGAGAAGAUCUGUGGCCCUAGGAGCCCACAACGGCUUUCAAACAUACAAUUCUGGGACUUAAGUGUGUUUUUAGUAGAUUAUGUAGUGUAAAUAUAAUCGUGUUUACACGAUCAUAACGGGACAGGUGCAACACGGGUUCUCUCGGGUGACCACAUGGGGGCGCCAAUUGCUUGCUAUAACACAUUCUCAUUUGUUUUUACCCAGUUUUUAUUUUGCAGCAUUAAUGUUACAUUAUGAAGGUGCUCGAGUUGUCCUACGAUUUUGGUUUAAAUGUUUAAACACUGUUAAAUG
Messenger RNA from Sinocyclocheilus grahami, 1733 nucleotides. RefSeq lists its product as uncharacterized. The record is from RefSeq and is a predicted model, not a curated record. NCBI's taxonomy places the organism in Eukaryota, Metazoa, Chordata, Actinopteri, Cypriniformes, Cyprinidae. The transcript is spliced from 2 exons. Gene Ontology annotation, molecular function: DNA binding. The coding region runs from base 190 to 1503 and encodes 437 amino acids. Gene Ontology annotation, cellular component: nucleus.